CGAGUGGACCGCACAGUUCCAUAGUAUCGGCCGAGGCGUGAACACUACGACACAGAGCCGAAUGUCCACGGAACAUGGACACAGUAACCGCUUUCACUAUCUUGUGCCUCCUUAUCGUAGAAGCAAGAAUCAUCCCAGAUAACUACAGCAAAGAAAGGAGAGCAUUACUAGACGAAGAAACACUCACAGCUGUCGGUGGAAAACAACACCUAAAUGAAGAUGAAACGAUAGCAAACGAUAUACUCAUGAAAUGGAAGAUGAACGAACUCAACGAGUCCUACAUCAACCCGCAACAUUUCAACUUCUCUAAACACUACUUCUCAUACAAGAAGGACAUUGAAAAAUCUAAAGUGUACCAAAUUAUAAAGCGGAUGCCCAAAGGUGCAGUGCUACACGUGCAUAGCUCGCUAAUGCUGAGCGCCGAUGUUCUAGUGAAAUUGACGUAUGAAGACCAUCUGUACGCGUGCUACUCACAUGACGAUGUGCGAUUAUAUUUCUCGGAGACGACCCCAGACCGACCUUGUCCGACUAAGUGGGAUCUUGUUAGCGAACUCAGGAAUUCUUCCGGUGAUCCCGCGGCCUUUGAUUCACAAUUGAAGAAAUAUUUCACACUUGAUAAAGAUGACGGUGAAGAUUACAAUUUCGUGGACAUUAACACAGUUUGGAAGAGGUUUGAUAAAGUGUACUUUGCUAUUAAAUCGUUAAUUUCAUACCGACCAGUGCGGGAGAAGUAUUGGUAUGAAACGUUACAACAGUUUUAUGAUGAUAACAUUAUGUAUAUAGAAAUUCGUUCCGGUCUACAAAGUCUAUACGAAUUAGAUGGCACAAAACACAAUAAGAAAUAUUUACUCGAUCUCUACAAGAAAGUGACAGAAAAAUUCAUUGAGACACAUCCAGACUUCAUCGGUGUUAAAUUGAUAAUAACUAAACACAGAGCUCAAAGCAUCGACCAGGUGCUGGAAGCUUUGAACAUGGCGAGGAGAUUGAAAGUUGAGGAACCAGAUAUGAUAGCAGGAUUUGACCUUGUGGGCCAAGAAGACAUAGGAAGACCGCUGACAGAUUUUCUACCCGCACUAUCUGAAGCGAAAGGCGAUAUAAAUUUCUACCUACACGCUGGAGAGACAGCUUGGCUAGGAACUUCAGCUGACGAGAAUCUGGUGGACGCAAUUCUUCUAGGCUCGAAGAGGAUAGGCCACGGGUACGCUCUGACGAAGCACCCGUCUCUGAUGUCAGCUGUGAUGAAGAAGGACAUUGCUUUGGAAGUGAAUGUGAUCUCCAACGUGGUGUUGUCGUUGGUGCACGAUGUGAGGAACCACCCCUUGGCCUCGUACCUGGCUAUGGGCGCGCCUGUAGUGCUGUCCAGCGACGACCCUGGCGCUUGGAGCGCGGAGCCACUGUCUCACGACUUCUUCGUGGCGUUCAUGGGCGUGGCCAGUAAGCACGCGGACCUGAGGAUGCUGAAGCAGCUCGCCCUGAACUCCAUCACGUACAGUGCGCUGGACGAUGAAGGUAAAGCGAGACUGCUCAAAGUGUUCAACGAACGGUGGGAUAGGUUUGUGAGAGAUGUUAUCACUGAUGUGUCCUUAUUAGAUACUAAUGUAGUUUAGACACUUUUAGGUUUAAAAUCUUUAAGAAUACAAUUCCGCCUUUGACAAGAUGGCGCGUAUCGUGACCUGUAAAUAUAAACUCAGUACAAAUGUAUACAGUAAGUAGGAACUAAGAAGUGAGAUUAUACUUUAUGAGUAGUGUCUGUAUUAUUUAUCUAUUUUCAUGCAAUCGUUUAUUUAUAUCUCAGUGAAUGCAAUUAUAAAAUAUACGCUUAUGUACAUAAUUAUGUCAUCGUCUAGGGCUCAAAGUCAAAGUUUUCUUUUUCGACAAUGUCUCUUAGAUAUCUUUGCACCUACGUGCAAAGCUCCGGAGCUGCAAACUACCUAACGGGUUUACCGGAGCUCUGGCUCGAAAAGCAGGAGUAGGAACGGGGUGGUUUUUAGUCAAUAAGAGUCUGACACUCCCUCUCGCCUCGCACAAGGCGGGAGAAGUCAGUGGAAUAUUAACCCAUCAAAAAAGAAGGUGAAAAAACGUCUGAGACAUCGUAGUGUUUAAUUGAAUGACUGUGUCUAUAAAUAAUAUUCUUAGAUAGUUCUAAGAAAACCUUAAACUAUAGUUAGUUUAAGGUUGAUUUUGCAAUGUUUCUUAGACAGAAGAACUGUGUGCUAUUGUCAGUUCCACGGUUUAUCUUCAAAGACAUACGUUAUUACGAAGUGCAUUAUAAUCAUACUAAUUAUUUAUUUAUUUAUUAGUGUUACGUGAACUUUAUACAAAUAUAUUUUUUAGAUCGAAAGAUUAUAUGUAUCUGGUUUUAGAACAAAUAUGUAUAAAGAGUUUUCAAGUAGGUAGUACUUUAAUAAUGUACCUAUACCAAAUUUAUAUUACAUUUAUGUUUAUUAAAAAAAAUCGUGUCAUUAGUUCACUGACACACAAUUAGAUAGUUCAUUGACACUAAUCAGCUGAUGCGUGCUAUGUUUUUAAAGUUUUUUUUUAAAUAUCUCAAUUACUAAGUAGUACGGAACUUGUAGGUCGAGUCGUCUCAAGAACACUCAAUGUAAGGUCUCGGAUUCAAUGCUUGGCUCGGAUAAAGAAUAGGGUAGAUGACUAAUUCUUAUUUUAAUGUCCGUCUUAUAGAUUAUUUUAAAAUAUUAGGCACAUAUUUUUUAUUUUCUUACGGAUACAAAUACUUUCGAAGAUAUAAUAAUUUGAAAUAUCGCGUGACGUUACUUCUAGUUACGUUUUAUACGUAGAAAUGUAAUUGCGUAAGAGUGGAAACCCCUAAAAUUUGAUUUGUUACUGCUCGAUGAAAAAAUACUGCUUUACCCUGUUUGUACCUUAUAAUAAUUAAGUCGAUUUAUUUUUAGUUUUAUCUAUUAAAAGACACAAUCAUGUAAACGAGUUGCUAUGUAAAUAAUCUUUAAUAUACAUAGGUAAUGUUAAGAUAUUGUAUAUGUAAAUUAAUCUUAAUGUAAUUUAUACGAUAAUUAAUGAGGUUGUAAUCGAUUAAGUUUUUAUAAUUAUGUAAAUAAUUAAUUAAUUAAUCUGUGAUUGUUUAUUAAAUCUGAUAAGUU
Spodoptera frugiperda (fall armyworm) is the source of this 3119-nucleotide messenger RNA. Its product is annotated as adenosine deaminase 2. Gene Ontology annotation, biological process: adenosine catabolic process; inosine biosynthetic process. The coding region runs from base 75 to 1607 and encodes 510 amino acids. The record is from RefSeq and is a predicted model, not a curated record. The transcript has a single exon. NCBI's taxonomy places the organism in Eukaryota, Metazoa, Arthropoda, Insecta, Lepidoptera, Noctuidae. Gene Ontology annotation, molecular function: adenosine deaminase activity.